Molecule: messenger RNA, 1720 nt
Organism: Cotesia glomerata
Lineage: Eukaryota; Metazoa; Arthropoda; Insecta; Hymenoptera; Braconidae
Product: neo-calmodulin-like
Exons: 9
Coding region: 870-1694 (274 amino acids)
Cellular component (GO): myosin II complex
Molecular function (GO): enzyme regulator activity; calcium ion binding
Source: RefSeq, a predicted model, not a curated record
CUAUUUGGGGGUUGCAAUGAGUACAUCUGCAAGGGGCGCGUGGUGUUACUGGGGUGUCAGUCACGGCUGAUCUGCCUACCAACAAUCACAUCCAUGGCAACAUUCCAAUAGUGAUCAAUUGUUAAUUGAUACCCAAUCAAAUCGGCUAUUUAAGGAUGCAGCUGAAAAUUCAACAAUCGUCAGUAAUGUAGUUGUGUUGUACUAAAAGUUGUAGUAAAAUUUAAAUAAUCGUACUUACGUUUGAAAUAUAUACAUAAAUAUAAUAAUUUAUCGACGAAAAAAAAUAAGUGACAAAUGUUUCCAGUGAGCGAGAAACAAAAAAAUAUAUUUACCACUAAAUUGUAUAACACCGACCACUUUACAUCGGUUAAUGCAAUCCAGUUAAAUAAUAAUAAUAUUAAUGAUAAUAGUGAUAAUAAUAUCGAUAGUACCGUCGAAUUUAAAUUUGAAAUAAAUUUAACAAGGAAAUCCCAUCAAACAAUGCUUAGUUAUCUCGCUGACAUUCCAAGUUAAUGCGUGUAAUAUUUACUUAGGCGUUAGCGGUAACAUUAGUGUUCAAUUAAAGUAACUAUGCGGCUUAUUUGUAACAGCAAAACCUCAUUCUAAAUUCGCGAAUCAUUAUAAUAAUUGAUAAUUACUCCAGUGAUAAUAAAAUUUAAUUAUUUGUUUACCUGAUAGUCGGUUAUAUCAAGUAUUAAUUACUUGUAUUUAAAUAUUUACCGUGAUUUUAAGUAUACAGGCUAGUAAUAUCAUAGAUUUUUAAUUUGAUAGAUAAAAAUUAAUAUUUACAAUUCAAGGGCUAAUUUUUUAAGUCACGGGUAGGGAUCUUUAUUUAGGGUCAAGUGUUUGAUUAAAUAUAAGUAAACAAGAUGGCUUUCGCCGCGGCACGUAUGAUCCUCAAGGACAAACGACGAAAAGCCAGCAAAGAAGAUUUCGCGCCCAGAGCUAGGAGCAAGGCUCGCAGUGCCAGUACAAGUAGCUUUAGAAGCCUGAGCCAGGCUCGCAAUAAACCAGCUGACGGAACCGGACACGUUAAUCAAAAAGGAACUAGUGGGCAAAAAGCACCCUUAACUGGAGGACAGAAAGGUGCGGCCGCAAAAGGAUCCGGUAAGCCGGCUCAGAAACCAAGCGCACAAAAGGGACAAGUUAAAGUAACACCAAAAGCGGCUUGUGUUAAGACCGGGAAAAAUAAAAAGAAGGGACAACGACAACAGUACGAUUUGAUUGUCACCAUCAAUUUGUCGGAAUAUGGCCUCACGGAGGAUCAAGUUGCUGAGUUCAAAGAAGCAUUUAUGCUGUUUGACAAGGAUGAAGACGGUACGAUUACCAUGGCCGAGCUGGGGGUCGUGAUGCGCUCACUGGGGCAAAGACCAUCGGAAACGGAACUUCGAGAUAUGGUGAAUGAAGUUGACCAAGAUGGGAAUGGUACUAUUGAAUUCAAUGAAUUUUUACAAAUGAUGUCGAAGAAAAUGAAGGGAGCUGACGGUGAAGCUGAAUUACGAGAAGCAUUUAGAGUAUUUGAUAAAAACAAUGAUGGGUUAAUUUCAUCAAUGGAAUUACGACAUGUAAUGACGAAUUUAGGAGAAAAAUUAUCUGAAGAAGAAGUCGAUGAUAUGAUCAAAGAGGCUGAUUUGAAUGGUGAUGGAAUGGUCAAUUAUGAAGAGUUUGUGACAAUCCUGACGUCUAAGAAUUAGUUUGUAUGACAAAUUUAAGAAGAGAU